GGAAAAGGUUUGAGAUUGUUAAAUUAGGAAACACUGAACAAAAUGGGAUUUUAGGAAAUUAGGAAACACUAAACACUGCUCUCUCCAUAUAAUGGCCAAUCAAAUAUUUGAACUGCAAAUAAUUGAAGAGAUCAGAAUGGCCACCAUGAGAGCUUCUCCGCUUCCUAACUCCUCCGCACUCCGCAUAACCCGUGCGCCGAACCUCUCGGCCGCCGCCGCCCCAUAUUUUCCGGCCAGAUGGAGGUCCGGGUCCUCUGGGAUUGAGACGACUACUGAUGCCCAGCAGCAGGAUACUCUGUUUUUGGACGGCCUUCAGCUUCCCACUACUUUUGAGGAUGUGCCAUCUUUUCCGGCUGAAAGGAGGUCAGAGCUACCGCCGCCGCAGCGGCAAGAUCCUCCUUUUCUUGAUGGCAGCCUGAUUCGUAUUGGUCCUGAUGCACCACACUUCCCGGACGCCGCUGCUCCAUGUUUCCCGGCCGGAGGGAGGUCUGGGAUUGAGACAGCUUUUGCUCCGCGGGAUAGGAGGCCACAAUUGCCGCCGCCGCGCCGCCAACGUCAGUAUGAUCUGUUUGUGGACGGCGUUCUGGUUUCCACCGGCUUUGUGGAUCCGCCAUCUUUUCCGGCCGCCGUUUCCCCAUCAAGAACGAAUAGAGAGCCUGAAGCUUGUCGUGUGUGUUUGGACGACGUAAUUCCCCACAAUAUCGAAAGUAAUUGCAUUGUCAAAUGGGUGCGGAGAAACAGGUGUCUUUUGUGCAGGGCAGCACCCAUAAUUGAUUGAAACAAAAAAAAAUAAAAAGUCAAUUGGGUU
Messenger RNA from Cuscuta epithymum, 808 nucleotides. The record is from the annotation of a GenBank genome assembly. Lineage: Eukaryota; Viridiplantae; Streptophyta; Magnoliopsida; Solanales; Convolvulaceae.